AUGAUGAGACAAGCGACCAUGGAUUUCAGCCCUCCAUCUGUGUUUGAUCAACAAAAAGGUGACUCAUCUGAGGAAGUUGAUCUGACCAUGGUUUAUCAGGCAGCAUCUAAUGGAGAUGUCAAUGCUCUGACUGCAGUGAUACGGGAAGAUCCUUCAAUCCUAGAAUGCUGUGACAGCGAAGGGUGUACGCCCUUGAUGCAUGCGGUUUCUGGACGUCAAGUGGACACAGUGAAGCUGCUAUUGAAGAUGGGAGCCAAUAUCAACAAGCAGGAUGCUUAUGGCCGCACAAGUUUAUGUCUGGCAACCUACCUGGGUUGGCUCGAGGGCUGUGUGAGUCUGCUCAGAAAUGGGGCCAAGCACAAUAUCCCUGAUAAAAAUGGGCGUCUGCCACUGCAUGCUGCCACCGCUGAGCCUGAUGUGAGGCUCCUUACAGUCCUGCUACAACAGUCAAACUUCAGUGAGAUUAAUCAUCAAGACAAUGAGGGAAUGACACCACUCCACUGGGCAGCCUUCCACAACCAGCCUCAACACACCCAAAUGCUGCUGAAGAAGGGGGCAGACCCCUCCCUUGUGGAUAAAGACUCUAAGACGGCUCUACACUGGGCAGUCCAGAGCGGAAAUAGAAUUCUGUGCUCCAUCAUCUUGAGCCAUGACCUGGGGCCUUCUAUUAUAAACUACGAUGACGAGACCGGGAAGACGUGUGUGCACAUUGCCGCAGCGGCCGGCUUCGGGGACAUCAUCCACGAGCUGGCAAGAGUCCCAGAGUGUAACCUACAGGCCCUGGACGUGGACGACAGGACCCCACUGCAUUGGGCCGCGGCUGCAGGGAAGGCAGAGUGUGUCCAGUCACUGCUGGAACUGGGCAUGGACAGCAACCUCCGUGACAUCAACGAGAGCACGCCCCUGGCCUAUGCCCUCUACUGUGGUCACACUGCCUGUGUCAAACUCCUCUCCCAUGAAAGCAAAGCAGAGCCUGCCCGACCCCUUCCUUCCCAGAAUAGUAGAUCCCAAAAGAAGGAGGGCAGGUUCAAUAUGCUCAACCAAAUCUUCUGCAAAAAUAAGAAAGAACAACAGAGAGCCUAUCAGAAGGAUCACAGCAAGGACCGCUACAGGAGGGAGGACACCUCGGAAGUUGAUGACAUCAUCACCACCUUUGACAGCCUUGUGGAUACCAACUGCCAGGAACAGCUCAGUGACCAGGUGGCUAUGGUUGAAUUUAAGAAGAGGACCACAGAGAAUUCAAAAUAUCUCUUGCCAGAUAAGAAGCCUUUGGGCCGUAAGGGGCUGCCACCAAUCAGAACACAGAGUCUCCCACCCAUCACCUUGGGCAAUAACUUCCUGACAGUUUCCUAUGGGACUACUUCCCAGGCUGGGGUGAGUUCUGGCCCUCAUCAUAUGGCUCCAAGAUCUCAGAAGAGUCGAAGUGAGCAGGACUUACUAAAUAACAGAACUAGCUGCCAGACUUUGCUAGAAAACUCCUGGAGGGGAGAUUCCAAUCAGUUGUUCUCCUACAGCGCUUGGACAAUGUUAUCUUCUGAUAAAUUACAAGACAAACUGCUCACUGGCAGGUCUGGUCACCCGGAGGCCUUGGGGCCACCACAUCUUCCACAUCUCCAUAAUCCUUCAGGGCAAAAUUUUCAACACCUCUUUCCAAACAGACCCAAAAUCAGGGAUCUUCCUCUCACACGGAACAAUCUGGCUCCCCUCCCAGACCAGAAAUUUCUUUCUGGAGAACCUCUGUGCACCAAUCGAGUACUUCCUGCUAUCCCAAGCCAGCGAGGACACAACACACCAGCUGAAGAGGGUAAUGAAUCUGGCAAUGCCACCAAUGAUCAAACUUAG
This is a messenger RNA of Elephantulus edwardii (Cape elephant shrew), 1842 nucleotides long. It is a transcript of the gene ANKRD55, whose product is annotated as ankyrin repeat domain 55. Bases 1 to 1842 code for a protein of 613 amino acids. The record is from RefSeq and is a predicted model, not a curated record. The transcript is spliced from 11 exons. Lineage: Eukaryota; Metazoa; Chordata; Mammalia; Macroscelidea; Macroscelididae. Gene Ontology annotation, molecular function: protein binding.